AGACUCCCCGGCUCCCGGCAGCGGCGGGUCGCGCCGUGGCGCGCGCCGGGUCGUCUCCGAGCGCCGGUGGUUGGGCUCCAAGCCCCAGGGUCCCCCGGCGGUGCGCGAGGCAAGAUGUUGAGGCGCAGCCUGGAAAGCCGGGACGCUCAAACCAGACAACUGCAAGAUGCUGUCACAAAUGUGGAGAAACAUUUUGGAGAGCUGUGCCAAAUCUUUGCUGCUUAUGUGCGGAAAACUGCCAGACUGCGAGACAAAGCAGACCUCCUAGUGAAUGAAAUCAACGUGUAUGCCUCUACAGAGACUCCAAACCUAAAGCAAGGCCUGAAAAACUUUGCUGAUGAGUUUGCCAAACUUCAGGAUUAUCGCCAAGCUGAGGUAGAAAGACUUGAAGCCAAAGUAGUUGAACCUUUGAAAGCUUAUGGAACCAUUGUAAAAAUGAAAAGGGAGGACCUCAAAGCAACAUUAACAGCAAGGAAUCGAGAAGCUAAACAGUUAACUCAGUUAGAAAGAACACGUCAACGAAACCCAUCUGAUCGUCAUGUAAUUUCACAGGCAGAAACUGAAUUACAGAGAGCUACAAUGGAUGCUACCCGAACAACGCGUCAUUUAGAGGAAACUAUUGACAAUUUUGAAAAGCAGAAAAUAAAGGAUAUCAAGAAUAUAUUUUCAGAAUUUAUCACUAUCGAAAUGUUAUUUCAUGGCAAAGCUUUAGAGGUCUACACUGCUGCCUACCAAAAUAUACAAAAGAUUGAUGAGGAUGAAGAUUUAGAGGUUUUCCGAAAUUCUCUGUAUCCACAAGAUUAUUCAUCUCGUUUAGAUAUUGUAAGAGCAAACUCAAAGUCACCUCUUCAGAGAUCACUGUCAGCUAAGUGUGUAUCUGGAACAGGUCAGAUACCCACUUGUCGACUAAAAAAGGAUCAACAAGCAGAUGACGAUGACAAAGAUGAUGAAGACUUAGAUGUUACAGAAGAUGAAAAUUAAGUAAACUCUACAUUUCCAUUUUCAUCUUGAAAAUGACAUGAAAUCCAGUAUUACUAAAUUAUAAAACCUUCAAUUCACUCAACAGGUAAAACCUCAGAAUGAAAUCCUAAGAAAUGAGAAAAAUCAAUUAAAGGAAAUUUAUGACUUAAAAAGUUUUUUAAAAUAUUAUACACCUGAACAUCCUAACCAUCACUUUGUGAUUUUUUUUGUAUUGGCUCCAGUUUAAAGAAAAAAAGAAAGAUUUCAAAAUAUGUCAAAUUAUUUCAUUAUACCUAAAGUUGCAAGUUAUGUAACAAAAGAUCUAACAACUAUUAGCUUCUUUUAGGUUAUGAUUGAUUCCAUGUUUUCAACACCAGUUACUUAACAAAUUGUUCUUCAUCAACCUUUAAGAGCUUUUACUUUUAUACUUUUGGUAAAACCUUAUACUAUUCCAUCACUUGAUAUGUAAAAUCAAACACAAUUGGGCUUCAUUUUAGCUUUCUAAAGUACAUCCAACCUGAUUUUAGUUUUUUACAACACAACUGCUGUUAUGAUAAUGUAACUUGGUAAGCAAGUAGUUGGAAAAUUUUUCAUCCUGGAACAUUAAAAACUUUAAAAAAAAAUGGCCAGGACAUUAAGAUAACAGGUUAUACUUUAUUAAAAAAAAAAAAAAAAAAAGCCAGAUCCUUGCAGUGUAUCUGAUUGCUUUUCUUUCUUUAGGUAAGGAAUACUUUGGUAUAUAAUGGAUCCCAAUUAGGCAUAUAAAAUUAAACAAAUUACUUGGGAUCACUGGAAAAAAAUAUUCACAAUGGUAAAAUAAAGACUUUCUAGAAA
This is a messenger RNA of Dipodomys spectabilis (banner-tailed kangaroo rat), 1794 nucleotides long. RefSeq names its product CBY1 interacting BAR domain containing 1 (gene Cibar1). The record is from RefSeq and is a predicted model, not a curated record. Bases 115 to 981 code for a protein of 288 amino acids. Gene Ontology annotation, cellular component: ciliary transition zone; ciliary basal body. Gene Ontology annotation, biological process: cilium assembly. Lineage: Eukaryota; Metazoa; Chordata; Mammalia; Rodentia; Heteromyidae. The transcript is spliced from 9 exons.